Messenger RNA from Larimichthys crocea (large yellow croaker), 1446 nucleotides. It is a transcript of the gene srek1ip1, whose product is annotated as SREK1-interacting protein 1. NCBI's taxonomy places the organism in Eukaryota, Metazoa, Chordata, Actinopteri, Sciaenidae. Gene Ontology annotation, molecular function: zinc ion binding; nucleic acid binding. The coding region runs from base 139 to 681 and encodes 180 amino acids. The record is from RefSeq and is a predicted model, not a curated record. The transcript has 5 exons.
GAAGAAAAGAAGAAGACGGAACCCAGUGUCUCACAUGUUUCCGGUCGGCUGUGUUUUGAGACUCGUGGAUGUUGUUGUUUGAAUAAAGCUAGCUAACAGUCCGUGUGUGUCUGUUUCAGCUUCAUCGUGCAAAGCGCCAUGGCUGAUCCAGGGCCUAAUAAGGACAACAUCAGAGCCGGGUGCAAGAAAUGUGGAUAUCCGGGCCACUUAACAUUCGAGUGCCGAAACUUUGUCAGAGUUGACCCCCAGAAAGACAUCGUGUUGGAUGUGAGCAGCACCAGCAGCGAGGAGAGCGAAGAGGAAGUGGCUGCAGCUCAUCGCAAUGAGAAGCAGGGGCGAAGUGGUCAGCGUCGCAGAGGUUCCCAUGAUGAUGAUGAUGAUGAUGACAGAAAAAAGAGACACAAACGGAAGAAGAGCAGAGACCAAAUGUCAAGAAAGAGAUCUGCUUCAUCAUCGAGCGAUGGCAGGACCACAAAGAAGAAAAAGAAACCCAGCAGGUCCUCCUCCUCAUCGGACGACGAGGCGAGUAGAAAGAAAAAGAAACUGAAAAGCCACAAGAAGAAAGGCAAAAAGAACAAACGAGAUCACGAGAAGAAUCACAAGAAGAAACAGAAGAAAAGGAAACACGAAACAUCUUCCUCCUCUUCUUCCAGCUCCAGUGACUCUUCAGACAGUGACUGAGACAACUGUGCAGUGUCUGGAGGACCAACAUCCUUAUUCUCCAGUCCAAUGUGUUUUAUAGACAUUGUGUAAACGAGGCACUGCAUCAUGUGUCAUACAAUUGUGCAUUACUCAGACAAUGAUUUAAAUUUUCAGUGGUUUAAAAUCACUGUAGAGUACACUGCACAGAGAUUUACACCAUGAUGCUACUGUAAAAAAAUUUGGAAAACAAAGUCAGGGAACAUGGUCUGAUAAAUGGGGUCUGGUCAUUUUACAUUAAACCGCUUAUGAGCAGAGUCUCUUUUCAUAUAUAUUUUUGAUUAAGCCUGGGUUGAUUCAUAUGUGUCCAGAUGAGCUUGUUUUUUUUCUGUCUUUUGUACACUUUGUUGUUUCAGUGCUUAUCUUUGAAAUUGUCCACAGAAAACAUUUUAAAAGGUCAAAUGCGAAUGCUAAACAUGAUUUGCCUUGGAAUAAUGGCUGAUCUAUUAGCCAGUAUUAACAAUCAGCCCACUUCUUUAUCUGUGUUGACGAGUUAGCAGUAGUUAAACUAUUAGCUAAAGAAGAGUUUUGGCAUAUUAUUGCUUAAAUGUUCAUAGAGUACCUUUGCUGGGAUGGCUUUGUAGUGGGAUGAAUCUCCAGGUGUUUCCUUGUAAGACAGUGUAGAAGUAAUUUGAUCAGUGCUGCAGAAUAUGAAAAGUUUGAUUAUCAUCAAGAGUUCAUUCCAAUACUUUAAUGUGUAUACAUUUUGGGAACUGUCAUUAACUCUCUUUGUACAGCGUUGUUUAU